CUAUGCAAAUCUUUAUAAACAUUGUCUUAUCUGUCAUUAAGAAAGCACUUUGCUGGGGAGAAGCUGGGUGAUUGUUCAAAGGACAGAAAAGGCAGAAUUCUGUCCCCUGUUGUGUUCGUCAUUCAUGUUCACUGAACACCCGCUGCAUCUGGUUCCCAGCGCUGGGUGCUGGUUCACAGCACGUUUCCCAGCGGGAGUCCAGGGAGUGUCAGCCACCCCUUGCGCUCACAGAAGGGAUGCCGCUAAGGAGCUGCAGAAUCCUCCGUUCAAGUCCCAGCUGUGUCACUCACCGGCUGUGUGACCUCAGAUGGGUUACUUCUCUGAGCCUCAGAUUCUUUAUCCAUUGAAAAGAAGCUAUGGGAGAGCCCCAGAGCAGGGUUGGUCUGCGGAGUCAGUGCAGGGGGCAGAGCGAACUGGCCCGCUUUGGAGCAGGGGACCACGGACCUGGAGGUGGGAGAGCAGGGAGCACGCUGCCCCUACUGUCGGAAGGCCUGAACCCUGGCCCCAGGCUGGGCCUCAGGUGAGUGACAACCCACAGCUAUAUUCACACCCCUAUCCCCUACAGUGCUGGCUGCUGUGUAAGGGAGCCUGUUGCCUUCUCACCAUGGCCUGGACAACUGAAGAACUCCAUUGUAGAGACAGAAAAACUGAGGCCCGGGGCAGGCUCUUCAGGUGCCUCUUGGGAGAGGGUCUCUGCCCCGCUAGCGGCCCUCCCCGCGCCAGUCACUAGAGGGCGCCAGGGGCCUGGCAGAACUGGGGUUUCACCGGCUCUCCUCAGCAGGCUAGGCACCCCUCCAACACAUUCCCCAAGGCCAGGACGGGGAACAGUGUGGCCCAAGGGCUGUGCACUGCAGGGAGAGAGACCACAGGCCUGGAGGGAGGAGAGGCAGAGCAGGACUGGGGGCGAUCUGGGGGCCUGGGACUUCCACCACUCCCUGGGGAUCUGCGGCUUGUGCCUCCCUCCCGCCUCUCAUCAGCAUCUCUCUCUCUCUGCGUCCCCACCCCCAUUGGGCCUGGACCUGUCUCUCUCUGCAUCUCCUUUCUCGGUGGCUCUCUUCAUUUCUCUGUCUCAGGAAUUCUAAGAUUCUCUGGAUAGUCCUUGUCUGGGGGGGGGGCAGUGUGCCCCUCUCUGGCUCUGUGUCUCUAUCUGUCCAUCUCAUUUUUUUCUUUCUCUGUCUCUGCCUUUUUCUCUCGUCAUGUCGGCAUCUCCUCUCUCUCUCUCUCUCUCUCUCUCUCUCUGCCUCUCUCUUUUUUUGACCCUGUCUCACUCAGUCUCACAUCCUGUCCCUCCCCAGCCACCGCCACCCAUGUGGGCUGAGGGUCCCAGUCCCCUCCCUCCCACCUCCUCACCUCUGGCAGCUGCUCACGGCUCCCCAGUGCCGGCCUUGCCUGCCCGCCCCCCUCUUGGGCCUUGAGGGAGGAGGGGGCGGGGAAGGAGGGGAGGGCAGCCGGCGGGUCCACCCCUUUUUGCCUUUCCAGGCCGGGAGGCUGGGCCAGUGAGGCUUUUAACCAGCCUGGCCAGGCCGAGCCGGACGCCAGCCCUGGACGCCGUGCCUGGCCCCCGUGGUCCCGGCCAGCAUGCAGCAGCAGCCUCCCCCGGGGCCCUUGGCCCCCUCGGCCGAGCCCACCAAGCCUCCCUACAGCUACAUAGCCCUGAUCGCCAUGGCCAUCCAGAGCUCACCAGGCCAGCGAGCCACCCUCAGCGGCAUCUACCGCUACAUCAUGGGCCGCUUCGCCUUCUACCGCCACAACCGGCCCGGCUGGCAGAACAGCAUCCGCCACAACCUGUCGCUCAACGAGUGCUUCGUCAAGGUGCCGCGCGACGACCGCAAGCCAGGCAAGGGCAGCUACUGGACGCUCGACCCUGACUGUCACGACAUGUUCGAGCAUGGCAGCUUCCUACGCCGCCGCCGCCGCUUCACCCGGCGGCCGGCUGCCGAGGGCACCAAGAGCCCCACCAAGGCACGCCGCGGACCCCUCAGAGCCACCAGCCAGGACCCAGGGGUCCCAACCCCCGGGACCGACAGGCAAUGCCCAUUUCCGCCAGAGCUGCCAGACCCCAAGGGCCUGAGCUUCGGGGGCCUCGUGGGAGCCUUGCCAGGCAGCGUGGGCCUGGCAACCGCUGAUGCCAGGCCCCGACUGCACACGGAGCCCAAGGAGAUGUCGGCACCCAAGCCUGCAGGCCCAGGGGAGCUCUCCGCGGCCCCGUCGCCGUCUCCGUGCCCCGCGUUUGGCUUCCCUGCCGGGUUCUCGGAAGCAGAGGGCUUCAGCAAGGCCCCUGCACCUGUCUUGCCUUCGGAGGCGGGCAUCGGCAGCAGCUACCAGUGCCGGCUGCAGGCGCUGAAUUUCUGCAUGGGCGCCGACCCGGGCCUUGAGCACCUCCUGACGUCUGCAGCCCCCUCCCCUGCACCACCCACGCCCCCAGCCUCACUCCGGCCCCCGCUGCCCCUGCCGGCUGACCCCAAGGACCCCUGGGUGGCAGGGGGCUUCCCUGGCCAGGGAGGCUCUGGCUGCCCGCUGGGGCUCACCCCUUGCCUCUACCGGACACCAGGAAUGUUCUUCUUCGAGUGAAGGCAGCCCUGCCUCAGGCGGUCCCAGCGGGGCCCCUGGCAACGAUAGCCUCCAGGCCCAGCCUGGCUGCAGAAUCCGAGUUCUCGAGGAGCCAGUCGCGGCGGGCCAAGGACGCCAGGCCAGGAAUCCCGGAUGGAGACCGUGAACACUCAGCCAGGCCCUGGGGCCUCUGGACAAACUGGGGGUGAGGGGAAGGGCCCCUUGGGUGUGCUUUGUGGCUGUUGGGGCAAUAAAGCCGUGUGAUGCUGA
Oryctolagus cuniculus (rabbit) is the source of this 2820-nucleotide messenger RNA. RefSeq names its product forkhead box S1 (gene FOXS1). NCBI's taxonomy places the organism in Eukaryota, Metazoa, Chordata, Mammalia, Lagomorpha, Leporidae. The record is from RefSeq and is a predicted model, not a curated record. Gene Ontology annotation, biological process: regulation of transcription by RNA polymerase II; cell differentiation; anatomical structure morphogenesis. Gene Ontology annotation, molecular function: DNA-binding transcription factor activity, RNA polymerase II-specific; RNA polymerase II cis-regulatory region sequence-specific DNA binding.